AAUUAAUAAAGUGUUGUUUUCUUCUCAAAAAACACACAAACAGGUGGUUGUGCCAGGAGAAACCUGCGUGUGUCUCAUUUCCGGGCUGCACUUGAAGGCAGCACCGGGGAUAUAACUAUAGAACUGUGUGGAUGCUUCACUGACACUCUGUAAACGGCAGUUGCCAGAGGGGUAUUAAAAGGAUUCAAAGGAAAAGACACAUACGUCAAACAAAACAAAACAAAUAAGUAAAUAAAUAAAGUGAAAGUUCUCGGUUACAGUUGACAUCCUUAGCCCUCCUCCACUGAACUUUGUCACCCCGUACAGAGGUUCUUGGCGCCCCCUGGCGUCGCAGCACUGGGCUCGGCGUGAGCAGCGUCACUCUCAGCGGCAGCAGCGGCGGCAGCAGCAACAGCAGUUCCCCCGUGUCAGGAGCUCUGCCCCCCGGCCAGUGGUGGAAGUUGUCUCCCCCGUCAGCGCAGCGGCCGGUUCGGGUUCUCGCCGCUGCUUCAGACGCUUUGGUGGCGGAGAGAGAGAACGAUAGAGAUGAGGCGGAAGCAGAAGAGGCUGCUGCAGGUCGCCGGGCUGCUCAUAGCCGCGCUGCUCUUCUUCCCGAACGUCGGGCUGUGGUCGUUGUACCGGGACCGAGUCUUUGACAACUCGCCCGACAACAGCGCGGAGGGUCCGGGCGGCGUUCCCGUGAUUCAGGACGUAAAGCGGCUGGUGAAGGACGCUCAGGUGGGACGUGACGGCGUGCGGAGGAAAGACUGGCACGACUACGAGGCAAUCAAAAGGGACGCGUCUCGCUCGGGUAACGGGGAACAGGGGAAGCCGUUCCCUCUGACCGACGCCGACCGGGUCGACCAGGCGUACAGGGAGAAUGGAUUCAACAUUUACGUCAGCGACCGGAUCUCCCUCAACCGCUCCGUCCCCGACAUCCGUCACCCAAACUGCAAACAGAAGCUGUACUCGGAGGAGCUGCCGACCACCAGCGUCAUCAUCCCGUUCCACAACGAGGGCUGGUCGUCGCUGCUCAGGACGGUUCACAGCGUCCUCAACCGCUCGCCGCCGCAGCUCAUCGCCGAGAUCAUCCUGGUCGACGACUUCAGCGACAAAGAGCACCUGAAGGUGGCGCUGGAGGAGUACAUGGUGCGGCUGCUGAAGGUUCGCAUCCUGAGGACAAAGAAGCGGGAGGGUCUGAUCCGGACUCGCCUGCUGGGCGCAGCUGCUGCGACAGGAGAGGUCAUCACGUUCCUGGACUCUCACUGCGAGGCCAACGUCAACUGGCUGCCUCCGCUGCUGGACCGAAUCGCCCAGAACAGGAAGACGAUCGUGUGCCCGAUGAUCGACGUCAUCGACCACGACAACUUCGGCUACGAGACGCAGGCGGGGAACGCCAUGCGCGGAGCGUUCGACUGGGAGAUGUUCUACAAGCGCAUCCCCAUCCCCGCCGAGCUGCAGAACGACGACCCCAGUGAACCCUUCGAGUCUCCAGUGAUGGCAGGCGGACUGUUUGCUGUGGACAGGAAGUGGUUCUGGGAACUGGGAGGCUACGACACGGGCCUGGAGAUCUGGGGAGGAGAGCAGUACGAGAUCUCGUUCAAGGUGUGGAUGUGUGGUGGACGCAUGGAGGACAUCCCUUGCUCCAGGGUGGGACACAUCUACAGGAAGUAUGUCCCCUACAAAGUUCCCGGAGGCGUCAGUCUGGCCAGGAACCUGAAGCGCGUGGCCGAGGUGUGGAUGGACGAGUACGCCGAGUACAUCUACCAGCGGCGACCCGAGUACCGCCACCUGUCGGCGGGAGACGUCGCCACGCAGAAGGAGCUGAGGAACCGGCUCAACUGCAAGAACUUCAAGUGGUUCAUGAGCGAGGUGGCCUGGGACCUGCCCAAGCACUACCCGCCGGUGGAGCCCCCUGCUGCCGCGUGGGGGGAGAUCCGUAACCUGGGCAGCGACAUGUGUUUGGAGAGUAAACACUUUGUGUCCGGGACGCCCAUCCGUCUGGAGAACUGCGUGAAGGGGCGAGGGGAGGUCAGCUGGAGCCAUGGACAGGUGUUCACGUUCGGCUGGAGGGAGGACGUCCGGGUGGGCGACCCCAUGCACACCAAGAAGGUCUGCUUCGACGCCAUCUCCCACAACAGUCCCGUCACUCUCUACGACUGUCACGGCAUGAAGGGCAACCAGCUGUGGCGCUACAGAAAAGACAAGAGCCUGUUCCACCCGGUCAGUAACAGCUGCGUGGACACGAACGCCAGCGAGCGGCGAGUCUUCAUGAACACGUGCGACGCGUCGUCCCCGAGUCAGCAGUGGCAGUUUGAGAGGACCAACGGCACCGUGCUGGAGAACUUCAACCGCGCCUCCGUGUGAGGCCGCCCGGCGUCUGAGAGCCGCUGAACUGAUGCUGCUGGGAAAACAAGGAUCUUCACAUCGCCUCUGCUUUCCCCUUUUUUCUCUCUUUUUUUUUUAAGUGACAGCUGCUUCUCUUUGGGAACGCUCGCUCGGUAUCUGUCGCGUCCGUCUCUGCGUCCCUGCUGAUCUGCUUCAUCCCGCACGUCCGCCUCCAUCUUCCCCGCACCGCUGCACCUUUGCCCACCUCCUCCUCUGUUGUCCCGUCUCAAAUCACCCCAUGUCUGUGCAGCUCUGACAACCUCCCCAGAGAUGGUACAGGAGGAGGAAGAGGAGGAGGGGGCCAAGUCAUCCUGACACCUGGGUGCAGCCAAGCAGAACCACUCUGAAAAUCACCAGGUGAAUUGAUUCUCCUCUUCAGCCCAGAUCCAACCAUCUGCUCCUCAUCCUUCACCCUCGCCUGUGCCGCGCUCUCGGGGGCAGUCGCUGCGCUGCGAGUGCAGCAGCUGGAAGACGACGGAGAGAGAACCCAGACAACUCCUCGCUGUUUUUAUCCAUGAACUCUGCUCGACUUUGUUGUUUAUUUAUUAUUUGGUUCCUCGUA
This is a messenger RNA of Solea solea (common sole), 2929 nucleotides long. RefSeq names its product polypeptide N-acetylgalactosaminyltransferase 10-like. Gene Ontology annotation, cellular component: Golgi apparatus. Bases 526 to 2346 code for a protein of 606 amino acids. Lineage: Eukaryota; Metazoa; Chordata; Actinopteri; Pleuronectiformes; Soleidae. The transcript has 12 exons. The record is from RefSeq and is a predicted model, not a curated record.